AUGCUACAGUUCUACAGUACAUUAUCAACAUGGAAUUUGAAACAAGGGGGAAAAAACCUGUUGAGCACCCGACAGCGCUCCUUGCCAUCCAACCCCCGGCGGAGGCGGCUCCUCGGGGCUAUGGGUGCCAGCCCGAGGGCCGAGAGCGCGGCGGGGCCGGGCGGGGCAGGGUCCGUCCCCCAGCGCGGCGCUGCUGCGAUUCCCGGCCGGGAGUUUGGCUGGGACGCGCCGGCGGUGCGGCCGCUCUGCCGGGCCGGGGCCGAAGGCAGGUGUCCGCUUCCCUCCGCGCCGCUCCCGCCCCGGGUCCUCACCGGGCUCGUCCCUUCCCGGGACUUCCCAUUACCGCUAAAGUUUAAGCCCUUAAUUUUCUUGGCUGCAAACCCGCCGCCCGGCGAGGGGCGGUCGCUGUCGCCCAGGCCGGAGGGGGGAGCCUGGAGGAGGCCAGGUGCGACACAGCCCCGCCGCACCCACCGGCCGCCACGGCUUAUAAACACCGGGGGCGACGGGACCGGACGGGACGGAGGCGGCGGGAGGGACCGCGCCGGGCUGGAGCCUCCGCGCCGGGCGGAGUAA
Ficedula albicollis (Collared flycatcher) is the source of this 573-nucleotide messenger RNA. Its product is annotated as translation initiation factor IF-2-like. Bases 1 to 573 code for a protein of 190 amino acids. NCBI's taxonomy places the organism in Eukaryota, Metazoa, Chordata, Aves, Passeriformes, Muscicapidae. The transcript has 4 exons. The record is from RefSeq and is a predicted model, not a curated record.